GGCUGCUGCACAGCUAGCAGAGCCGUGGUCCGGGCGGCAGCGCGUGCCCCGAGCUCUCCGCCUCCCCCCGCCCGCCAGCCCGCAGCCCCCGAGCCCAGCCCGCGGCCCCAGCAGCAGCGCCAUGGCCCAGUGGGACGCCUACAUCGACAACCUCAUGGCGGACGGGACCUGUCAGGACUGGGCCAUCGUGGGCUAUAAGGACUCGCCCUCCGUCUGGGCCGCCGUCCCCGGGAAAACCUUUGUCAACAUCACGCCAGCUGAGGUCGGUGUCCUGGUUGGCAAAGACCGGUCAAGUUUUUUCGUGAACGGGCUGACACUUGGGGGCCAGAAAUGUUCUGUUAUCCGGGACUCACUGCCGCAGGAUGGGGAAUUUACCAUGGAUCUUCGUACCAAGAGCACCGGGGGAGCCCCCACUUUCAACAUCACUGUCACCAUGACUGCCAAGACGCUAGUCCUGCUGACGGGCGAAGAAGGUGCCCACGGUGGUAUGAUCAACAAGAAAUGCUAUGAAACGGCCUCCCACCUGCGGUGUUCCCAGUACUGACCUCGUCCGUCCCUUCCCACCACCACUCCCCACGGCUUUUGCACCCCUCUCCUUCCCAGACACACACAUACACCAUUUUUAUUUUUGGGGCCAUUACCCCACACCCCUUAUUGCUGCCAAAACCACAUGGGCUGGGGGCUGGGGCUGGAUGGACAGACACCUCCCCCUACCCAAACCCCUCCUGUGUGUGGUUGGAAAACUUUUUUGGGGGGGGUUUGUUUUUGUUUUUGUUUUUCUGAAUAAAAAAGAUUCUACUUAAAAAAAAAAAAGGAUUCUUUCAGUAAAAAGAGAGAGAGAGAGGUUAUACCCCCAGGACUUAUGCCAGAGUAAGUAUUCAAUAACUGUGUCCCAGGAAGGGGGCAGCCUGGGCACCUGCGUUCCGGAGCAGAAGCAGAGUCGGGAAUGGGAGUGUGGGAGCGAGAGCCCUCUCAGGUGGGUGGCCCGAGCUCCUUACCACAGCUCCUGCCGGCCCCCCAGGCUGUGUCCCCUGGGCAAGAAGGUGUGCCCGGAUGAGCCGCCCCUGCCUCGCUCAGGCUAUAUACUCAGGGGCUGUGUAGGAUUGCCAAAUCCAUUUGGAGUGCAGCAGAGUGGCUUCUCAUCCAGCAGAGAGCCCUGCUCUCCAAGGACACAUCUCCAAGAAGAGAGAG
This is a messenger RNA of Zalophus californianus (California sea lion), 1191 nucleotides long. Its product is annotated as profilin-1-like. Gene Ontology annotation, cellular component: cytoplasm. Bases 122 to 544 code for a protein of 140 amino acids. Lineage: Eukaryota; Metazoa; Chordata; Mammalia; Carnivora; Otariidae. Gene Ontology annotation, molecular function: actin binding. The transcript has a single exon. The record is from RefSeq and is a predicted model, not a curated record. Gene Ontology annotation, biological process: regulation of actin filament polymerization; positive regulation of actin filament bundle assembly; actin cytoskeleton organization.